AUGGCGCAUCCCCUCUCUGUCGCUCAGAUAGCCAUCCAGUCGAAGCCCUCCAUCUUCCACCAUCCAGUCGAAGCCCUCCAUCUUCCACCAUCCAGUCGAAGCCCUCCAUCUUCUGCCAUCCACGAGGAGCAUCGAUUUUGUAUCAUUCUCCAACCCGUCGAAGACCAGUCCGACGAGGAAGCCUUAUCUGACGAAGAGGAACACUCCAGCAAACAAAUUUCUCUGGUGGUGGUCUGUCCAUUUCUUCCGGUAUUUUCCACCCUCUAUGUGCUUUGUCCAUUUGCUGGAUAUGAUUUCAUUAUGGGAAUAUGAUUUCAUUUGCUUAAGUUUAGCAUGUAGGUGAUUGAGUCAUCUGAAAGGCACUUGUAACUUGUUUAUUUUUUUUAUUCUUAUUUUGUUUCUCCUCCUUUUAUUCUCGGGUAUAGUGAAUUGUAGGUUCAAAUCUGAUGGCAUCCACUUUGUGUGACUCUUGAGAACGAUUAUGUCUGUACCCAAUCUAUAAUUGCAAUGCCUUAGGUUAACGGGGACCAAAUUGGGUAAUUUGCUGAUUUUGUUUUCCUUUCUUCCCUUUUACUGCAGCCUUCCAAAUGAAAAAAAACAUAGAAUUGGAGAAUUAAUAUUUGGGAGACUUAGAUCAAGCUAUUAUUAAGUUUGCAGUAUGUGCUGGAAACCAGGAGUAGUAAGGUUUCGAUAUUUGCUCCACUCCAAUUUCACUUGAGGAGAAAG
Ilex paraguariensis (yerba mate) is the source of this 726-nucleotide messenger RNA. NCBI's taxonomy places the organism in Eukaryota, Viridiplantae, Streptophyta, Magnoliopsida, Aquifoliales, Aquifoliaceae. The record is from the annotation of a GenBank genome assembly.